Molecule: messenger RNA, 621 nt
Organism: Schistocerca nitens (vagrant locust)
Lineage: Eukaryota; Metazoa; Arthropoda; Insecta; Orthoptera; Acrididae
Product: WAS/WASL-interacting protein family member 3-like
Exons: 3
Coding region: 1-621 (206 amino acids)
Source: RefSeq, a predicted model, not a curated record
AUGCGUUGGUUUGAGUUCCUAGAAUUUACAAUACUAAUAGUCAACAAAUGCACAAAGCGCGUCGUGACGUGCGUGGGGGGCGGCGGCAGCGGCAGCAGGUCGCGGGCGUCCUCGCGGUCUCCGUCGCCGUCGCCGCCGCUGGCGCUGCCUCAGCCGCAGGCAGCCCAGCCUCGCGCGUGCGCGUGCUCGCGCUCCUCCUCCGGGUCUCGCUCCAGCGCCACCAGCAGCCUCACCUCCAUCCCGCCGCCCUCCCCCGUGAGGAUCUGUCGGCCCGCGUCUGCGCGACUGCCGACGGCGAGAAAGCGGGUGUGUUUCACGCCGCCGCCGGCGUGCGGCGCGGCGAGGAAGGCGGCGCCGAGGCCGGCGUACUCGGCGGCCGACGCGAGCGCGUGGCGGCCGCGCAUCACCCGGCCUGCGCUGGCGACCCUGGGCGGGCCCGGCGGCCGGCCCUGGGACACGGUGGCCGCCAGGCCUGACGUCACCUACAGGGCCAGCAGCGGCAGCUACGUGCGGCCCACGUGGGCGCGCCGCUACUACUCGCUGCCUCCGCCGCCCCCUCCCACCUUCUGUAACUGUCCCCAGUGCCUGAUGGAGCGGUCCUACAACUAUUGCCCGUAUUAA